Hemicordylus capensis (graceful crag lizard) is the source of this 3015-nucleotide messenger RNA. RefSeq names its product mucosal vascular addressin cell adhesion molecule 1 (gene MADCAM1). Gene Ontology annotation, biological process: leukocyte tethering or rolling; heterotypic cell-cell adhesion; integrin-mediated signaling pathway. The record is from RefSeq and is a predicted model, not a curated record. The coding region runs from base 131 to 1564 and encodes 477 amino acids. Gene Ontology annotation, cellular component: membrane. Lineage: Eukaryota; Metazoa; Chordata; Lepidosauria; Squamata; Cordylidae. The transcript is spliced from 5 exons. Gene Ontology annotation, molecular function: integrin binding involved in cell-matrix adhesion.
CAGCACCAGCAGGGACUGUCUGGAGGCGUCUGGAAGGAAGGAAGGAAAGUGCUGUUUUCAUUUCAAGGGUGACAGGACCAGUAGCCAGAAGGACAAAUCUGUGCCAGUGUGAUAACCUGCAGUGAAAAGGAUGGUGGCCAUUUGUCUGGGGCUUCUGCUCAGUCUGGUCUGGAACAGCUGCGGUCUGCCCAGAAAAUCCAUGCUGACCAUCCACCCUCAGGAGCCGGUGGUGGAACACGGAGGCUCUAUCCAGCUGAACUGCUCCAUGGACUGCCCGGGGGGGAAGGUAGAAUGGCAGGGCCUUGACACCGACUUGGGGAAUAUGAUUUCCGAGGGGACGUACAGCAUCCUGACUGUGACCAAUGCACUACCGAGCAUGGAAGGCAUGAAAUUGUGCAUUGGUCAAUGCCAUUCAAAGAUUAUCCAAAAGAAAGUUGAAUUAAAAGUCUAUUCUCUCCCAGACACUCUGCACGUGGAGUCCAAGCCCAAGGUCCUGGUGGCCGGGCAGCGGGCCCGUCUCUCCUGUUCGCUGAGCGACGUGUAUCCGUCCGGCUCCCUCACACUGAGCUGGUUCCGGGGAGACGAGAGGCUGCAGGGCUCCGAGACGAAGGUGGACGACGUCGAGGGACCCGACUGGUGGCUGUUCAAUUAUCGCUCUGAACUGGAGGUCCCGGCGGCUGAGCCAGGUGCCGCCUACAGGUGUGAGGCGGAACUAGAACUCGGACCAAAGAUGAUCUCCCUAACCAGCCAGGCCGUGGUGAGCGCCCCAGCAGCACCGACGGCGGCCAGGACUACAGAGACGGCUUCUACCCUAGUGGCAACCAGAACAAGCCCCGGGGCUACUCCAGAACUACCCACCACCAUGGUCUCGGAAUCUCCAAAUGCGGCAACCACCAGUAGCUUCCAGCCUCUCCGUUCCACCCAGAACCCCACAGUCGUGGCCCCAGCAGUUACGAAUACAGCUGCCUCAUCCCCUUCCCCAACGGUUGUCGGAGACGUGGUGACGAUAUCUCAGGAAUCUGCCACCACCAAGCUGGCCACCACCACGGCCACGGCCACGUUGCCUCCGGCCACAGAGGCUGCCGCCACACUCACGGCCACUUGGCCCGCCUCUCUCUUGACAAGCCAGCAACCUGACACAGAUCCCGUUCCUACGGAGGGCUUCCCUUCCGCCACGGAAGGAGACCCCUGCCGCCCGGUGAUCACCCCUGUCCCUCGGCAAGGGGUGACGGGGGGGCCCCUCCGCAUCACGUGCCACGUGGCAGAGUGUGGCGGCGACGUCCGGAUCCGGUGGGUGCAGACCCCCGUGGAUCAGUCGCAGUACCGUCAGGAGGAAGCCAAGGGCCAAUCCACAUUGGCGGUGGAGAGCGUCAGCUUGGAACACCAGGGAGACUACCGGUGUGUCACCGUGGGCGGCCAGACCCGGAUGGCGAGUUUACGUGUCGCCGUGUCUGCUGCAACAUUCAGCACAGACUCCAUCAUCGCUGUGGGGACUGCCGGCUCUCUCUUGGGACUGAUCAUCACUGGCUACGUGUCCCGUCGAAUGAGGCAGAACAGGAGUUAGGAGUCCACCGUUCUGCCGAGAUGUGUCUCUCUCUGCGGCUUGGCAGGGCCCUUUGUGGGCAGUCCAUCUCCCUCGGGAUUGUCUGCUCUGACUGGCAGCAGCUUUUCGGGAUUUCAGAUAGAGCCCGGCUUGGAGACGCUUCGGAGUGACCCCCUGGGACUGGCUGCACUGAGCUACGGGUGCUCCUGAGAAACCUACUGCCUUCUACUGAGUCAGACCCUUGGUCUGCCUUGCUCAGUAUUGUCUGCACUGACUGGCAGCAGCUCUCCAGAGUUUCAGACCGUUCCCCGCCCCCCCCCCAUCUGGGGAUUCCAAAGAUUGAACUGUGGUCUUAUUUAGGCAAAGCAGGUGCUCUUGCCAUGAGCUACGGCCCCUGCCUUCAUAGCCCUCCAUGGUCCAGAGACAGCUCUCUCUCUCUCUCUCUCUCUCUCUCUCUCUCUCUCUCUCUCUCUCUCUCUCUCUCUCUCUCUCUCCACGUCCCAUCUUUUUCUAAACAGCAGGACUCAGGGCUGUCAAAAUAAAACUGGUUGCAUGUAAGCAGAGUACUAGCAGGGGAAGUUCUCAUGCAGCCCAGAAGGAAACAUGUGGACUUGAUCACCCACAAGGUGUGGCAAUGGCCAUUAGUCACAAUAUUUCCUUUUUUUCCCCUUCAGAAAAAAUCAAGAUGUGUUCAUGGAAAGCCUAUCCAUGACUAUUAAGUGUGCUAUCUGAGAAUGGAGCCUCCACUUGCAGAGGCUGUCUAUCUUCUAGAGUGCUAUCCUAUAGUCUGGUAUUGUGUCUCUCAAGAGCAUAAUGCUUCCCAGCCAUGGAGAUGUCUCUACAUGGGUUGCUUGUACACAAGCUCUUUAUUUUUAUUUUUUUCAGUAUGGACCUUCCAUAAAGUUCUGCUGUACAUAUUGUGUCGUUGCCCUACAUAAAUUAUGGCUCUUAUUGUAAAACUGUGCCCUCGGCCCUCCACGUAGUUGCUCAGUUCUAUGUGAUUGGAUUCUAACCAGCCUAAUCUAGACAUCUUGAACUUUCUAAUCUGUGUUUGAACUUUCAAAUUCCUGGGUCUUCAUAAAGACAAAAGCCCGCACAGGAAGCAUGAUCACAGAGAAAUGAUAUCUUCACUCCCAGCAGUCAGAACAUUCACAGACAUUCUGUGACAUCACAGAAACCCAACCAAUGGCUUCGAAGCCUCAUGAGUAACAGGCAACAGCCAGGUUAUUCCAACAAUAUUGUUUAUUGGAUGUGUUUGAAUACAAUUAGGAUUGUUGUCUAGUCCAAGUUUCCCCUUUUAUGUAACAAAAUAGCAAAGGUAGAAUUUGUUUCUAUUUGUGUUUCACUGAAAAAUCUCAAAUAUAUAUAAUAUACAUAUGGUUUGAUCAUACAGAAGAUCUUUAAUAUUGUCUUUGGAGUACACCACUUUUUCUAUAUAGUCCUCUCAAAAAUAAAACUGAAUUUAACUCCCC